AUUCUGGACAAAAUGUCACAAUCAACUUCACUGGAGCCCGGAGGAUCUAACCCCAGAGCCAAAGAAUCAACAAUAACAACCCUCUUCUCCAACACCCACCUCAUCCUCAGCAUCUCCGCCUUGCUACGCGCAACACUCCUCCUCUGGGGCGAAUACCAAGACGCAAAUUCUCCCCUGAAGUACACAGACAUUGAUUACUUGGUUUUCACCGAUGCCUCUCGCUAUGUUCACCACAAUCAAUCUCCAUACUUGCGCGACACGUAUCGAUAUACACCACUCUUGGCUUGGUUACUCUAUCCCACCGCUUUGGGGGGUCGCUGGUUUUGUUUCGGUAAAGCGGUGUUUGCGGCUGGCGAUAUUGUCACUGGAUAUUUGAUUUUCUUGCUGUUGAGGAAGACGGUGGGCAUGGGAAAGGAAAAGGCGAUGGGGUUUGCGAGUAUUUGGUUGUUGAAUCCCAUGGUUGCUAAUAUUAGCACUAGAGGUAGUAGCGAAGGUUUGCUUGCUGUCAUUGUGGUGGGCACUUUGUGGGCGGCGCAGAUGGGGUAUACGAGGUUUGCUGGUGUGUUGUUGGGGUUGGGUGUGCAUUUCAAGAUUUAUCCGUUUGUUUAUGCGGUCAGUCUGUUUUGGUGGAUGGAUGGAAGUAAAGCUGGGAGUUGGGAUGGGAGAGGUGGUAUGCUUGGUGGUCUCGUCAACAAGAAGAGGGUGCAAUUGGCUCUGUUCAGCUUUGUCACUUUCAGUGGGUUGAACAUGGCCAUGUUUAAGCUUUAUGGCAUGGAUUUCAUCCGUCACAGCUAUACCUACCAUCUCACCCGCAUCGAUCAUCGCCACAACUUUUCCGUCUACAACACUUUACUGCACAUGAAGUCUGCUGCCACCUCAUCCUCGGGCCUCGGCGUUGAAUCUCUGGCUUUCUUCCCCCAACUUCUUCUCUCUGUGGUUGUCAUUCCUUUGCUGUUGGCAAAGAAGGAUCUGGCGGGUACAAUGUUGGCUCAAACGUUUGCAUUCGUCACGUUCAACAAGGUGUGCACGAGUCAGNNGUAUGUUUUGAUGGUUUUGGAAAGAUUUUCCUGUCUAGUUGCUGACGAGUGGAAAACAGUACUUUUGUGGUAUAUGGUCUUCUUGCCAUUCUACCUUCCUAACUCGUCGUUGUUGAGGAAGCCCAAGCUUGGAUAUACUGCUCUUGCCCUCUGGGUCAUCGGUCAGGCGCUGUGGCUGCACCAAGGCUACGAACUCGAGUUCCUCGGCAAAUCGACGUUUGUGCCAGGGCUCUGGGUAGCCAGCGUCCUUUUCUUUGGCAUAAACUGCUGGAUCCUUGGUAUCGUGGUCUCAGACAUUGCUUCCCAGCCCUCGUCCAGCCCUGCUUCUGUCCUCAAGAAGGCAGAAUGA
Molecule: messenger RNA, 1386 nt
Organism: Aureobasidium uvarum
Lineage: Eukaryota; Fungi; Ascomycota; Dothideomycetes; Dothideales; Saccotheciaceae
Source: the annotation of a GenBank genome assembly